CACAAUGACAGUGAUUGUGACAGACUGACAGAGCAGCAAUAACGUAAUUUACAUCGAGCAUUUUUUAUUUUAUACAUUUUCAGCCUUUAUAUACUUUGAAAAGUAAUAAAAAAAAUUGAACUCGAAUAUAUUUACAUAAAAUAAUUGCUACUGGUACUCAUUAGCAAACAUGAUAGUGCAGUAAUUUUUCCAAAUUUCACUUAGGUAGCCAGGCAAACAAUGUAUCCAUCCAUCAAGCCAUUAGCCAUACUGUGUUUGAUUUAUUUAUAGAUAGUUUAAGUGAGUAUAAAAUAAUAAUACAAUGAAUGAGAAUGAAAAAUUUUCUGAAACGGAAGAAGAAAUUUAUGUUUAUGUUGAAUUUGAUGAAAGUGUCAGUAUUGAAAAGUAUGGGAACUUGCAUGUCUUAGGAAUUGAUACUAAAAAUCCAAUUAUACAAUUGGAUGAAACCUUUUGCUCUGGUAACUUUGAGACUCCCCUAGGCACAUACAUGUUUUUCGAAGAUGAUCCAUCAGCACAUACAGAUGACCCUCUAUUUGAUAAGUUACCAGAAAAAAAUUUGAAAUAUUUUUUAAAGACUCGAAAAUUUAUUAAAGCUGAACAUGUAUAUGUCAAACAAAAGGAUGGUAUAGAGAAAGAAUUUCAAGAAAGGCAUACGGAACCAGAAAUUAAACCAGUUACAUUCACAUCCAUCACAGAAGCUAUUGAAAAAUUUAAAAAGGAGUGGAUAAAAUCCGAAACAUCUACUCUGGAUCCCAAAUGAUAAUUAAUACAUCAUUAUUUUAUUUAUAUUAUAUUAAACACAGAAUGUGUAUAUAAUACAUGUACAUAUUGUAUAUAAUACACAUUCUGUGCAUACUACUUAAUAUAAUAAAUCAUAUUUUAAUUAAGCACUACUAAAAUCCAAAUCUUUAUUAUAGUUACAAUUUUUAAGAACCACAUAUACCUAUGUAUGUCAUAAUUUUGUAAAUAGUGUAAAUACAUUUUUUACAUCAUACCUAUUA
Messenger RNA from Colias croceus (clouded yellow), 1001 nucleotides. Its product is annotated as general transcription factor 3C polypeptide 6. Gene Ontology annotation, biological process: transcription by RNA polymerase III. The transcript is spliced from 3 exons. NCBI's taxonomy places the organism in Eukaryota, Metazoa, Arthropoda, Insecta, Lepidoptera, Pieridae. Gene Ontology annotation, cellular component: transcription factor TFIIIC complex. The record is from RefSeq and is a predicted model, not a curated record. Bases 302 to 760 code for a protein of 152 amino acids.